UUAAAGGGAGCCGCGCGGCGGCUGGGAGGCCGAGUCCCGGGUGAGGGGCCGCAGGGAGGAGGCGGGCGGGCAGCUCUCGCGCACGGACGGAUGCGGCUGCCCGCGAAGGGCGCCGACCUGAGCCCCGGCCCCCGCUCCUGCCGUCGCCGCCGCUGCCCCUGCCACCCCGGCGCGGAUGCUGCCGCGGGCUGGCGCCUCCGCACCUCGGGGCUUAUGAGCUGUACCAGGGUUCUAGCCUGCUCUAACCCCGUGAUGGCUGUGGACAUUGAGUGCAGGUACAGCUGCAUGGCCCCCUCCUUGCGCAGAGAGCGGUUUGCCUUCCAGAUCUCUCCGAAGCCAAGCAAACCCCUGAGGCCUUGUAUUCAGCUGAGCGGCAAGAAUGAAGCCAGUGGGACGGUGGCCCCGACCGUCCAGGAGAAGAAGGUGAAGAAGCGGGUGUCCUUUGCAGACAACCAAGGGCUGGCCCUGACAAUGGUGAAAGUGUUCUCCGAGUCUGAUGACCCGUUAGAUAUCCCACUGAACAUCACCGAGCUCCUGGACAGCACUGUGAGGCUGACAACAGCGGAGAGCGAGAGCUUUGUGCUGGAUUUCUCGCAGCCCUCUGCAGACUACCUGGACUUCAGAAAUCGGCUUCGGACCGACCACGUCUGCCUGGAGAACUGCGUCUUGAAGGACAGAGCCGUUGCAGGCACGGUGAAGGUGCAGAACCUCGCAUUCGAGAAGAUGGUGCAAGUCAGAAUGACAUUCGACACCUGGAAAAGCUUCACAGACUUUCCCUGUUGGUACGUGAAGGACACGUACGCAGGUUCAGACAAGGACACGUUCUCCUUUGAGAUCAGCUUGCCUGAAAAAAUUCAGUCUUAUGAGAGGAUGGAGUUUGCCGUGUGCUAUGAGUGCAACGGACAGACGUACUGGGACAGCAAUAAAGGCAAAAACUAUAGGAUCAUCCGGGCAGAGUUGAAAUCCACCCAGGGAACAGCCCAGCCACCAAAUGGACCAGAUUUUGGAAUAGCCUUUGACCAGUUUGGAAGCCCUCGGUGUUCCUAUGGUCUGUUUCCGGAGUGGCCUAGUUAUUUAGGAUACGAGAAGCUCGGGCCCUACUAUUAGUGACGGCCUGGGAUGGAGCCGAGAUGCAUCACCCCAGGAUGGAGAUGGAAGCCCAAAGAAAAGCUGAACUGCCAUCGGGCACAGUUUUCGAAAAGAAAGGAUCCUAGUCACUUUUUUUCUUCAAGCAGCCAAGCCAGCCAGGCUUAGAUCACAGAACUGGGUUCACACUCAGAGGAGAUGGGUGUGCCGGUCUGUUUGGCACCCGCGUGGUGGCAACGAGGGUCUGAGCAGGAUGGUGCUGGAAACGGUCUGGACAGGACCCAGGCCUGCAGGCAGCGCUGGCCAGGCCGGAGGAUGGUGGCUCAGUGACGAGGAGCCCCUCUCCCCUCGGGUGUGGGAAGUCAGUCCCCUGGAAAGCCCCCAGCCCCCUCUUCUUGUGGUCUUCCCCGGCCACCCAGGGCCUCCCCGCCUGUUGCAGCUGCCCCGUGUCUACGUGGGCUUCACACUUUAUCUCUGUGCAUUUGAUUUUCUUCCACAGUUCAUCUGCAGUUCAGGAAAAGAUAAUAAAGGCAGAUCAGCUCAUGACGGAGACAAGCAUUUCCUUUUUCUGACCCCACUUAGAUAUCCCAGCAGAGGACAACACACCAGCUAUGAAAAGUCAACCGGCUCCUGUGCGGUGUCACCACCCAUGGCGGGCUGAUGCCAGGCAGGACAGUCAGGAGUGGGACACUUUUAGCUCCACCUCUUGGCGCUGGGGGGAGCUUUCUAAGCACGCACUCUUACUUACCCUGAGUCACCCGAGGGCUCAAUUACAAGACCUGCUGUAACUUGCCAAGCUGGUUUGCCCGUGUCUCUUUCUUCACAAAAGGAUUUUAGGAUCUCUUUUCCUGGAGAGUCAUCUUUUACCCUGUGCUCAGGACGUUUGGAUUUGCAGAUUAAGUGUAUCCUCGGCACCUUCAGGAAGUGCUUGGUUGUAUCUUGACUGUGAUUUACAACAUCCACGUUGUAAACAGCACCUUACAAGCCCCCACGGACUUUGAUUUGGUUGUUCUUACCUAUGGUGUGUGGGUACGUAAAGGGAUAGGGGAGAAGAACCUCACCGAGUUCUCAGAUGUCGUUUUCGCUGUUUGCCAACUCUGAAAUAUCAGAGAUUAUUUGUUCUUAACCACAUUGGACUAAAGCAUUAAAAGUCUGUUGUUCAUACCGU
Balaenoptera musculus (blue whale) is the source of this 2254-nucleotide messenger RNA. It is a transcript of the gene PPP1R3B, whose product is annotated as protein phosphatase 1 regulatory subunit 3B. Gene Ontology annotation, biological process: regulation of glycogen biosynthetic process; regulation of glycogen catabolic process. Gene Ontology annotation, cellular component: protein phosphatase type 1 complex. Gene Ontology annotation, molecular function: protein phosphatase regulator activity; protein phosphatase 1 binding; glycogen binding. NCBI's taxonomy places the organism in Eukaryota, Metazoa, Chordata, Mammalia, Artiodactyla, Balaenopteridae. The coding region runs from base 91 to 1107 and encodes 338 amino acids. The transcript has 2 exons. The record is from RefSeq and is a predicted model, not a curated record.